CCUUACCACUGCAACUUCGUUGAUAACGGGCACUAGAAGCUUCUGCUCACUGCCUGCGACAGAACACAACUUUGAUCUUGACCCUAGCAAACUUCUCGCCAUGAUUGACGACAACGAUCUGGGCAGGUUCACGUCCUGGCUCGGCAUCGCUAUUAUGCUCCUGGUUGUGGCGUACCACUACGUCACUGCUGACCCCAAGUACGAGUCUAGCCGCCAGUAAAGAGCUCUCACAUUCACAGCGCAAGUUUCCGGACCAUGUCCUUCGUCGGAGGCAAACUCAAGCUGAAGGGCGGGGAGCCGCUCAAGCCCGCUGGAGGUGUAAAGAAAAAGAAGAAGGAGGAGAAGGCGCUAGCGGCUGCUCCUCAGGGCCAGCCCGGCGAGGAGAAGAAGGAGGACGACCCUGCUGAGAAGACUCGCAAGGCGCUUCACGGCUACGAGAUUAAGCAGGAUGAGAAGGAUGACCGUAGGACUGAGGCGGAGCGGAAGUUUGAGGAACGCUUCCGCAAGGUAGAGGAGCAGAUGGUUAAGAAGGCCGCGACGAAGUCGCACAGGGACCGCGUCAAGGACUUUAACGAGUACUUGGCGGCGCUUUCGGAGCACCACGACAUCCCCAAGGUCGGCCCCGGCUAAGGGGGAGGCUGCAGGCGUGGUGGGGCGGUUGGAGGCGGAAGGAGGCGGGGGGUUUUGGGCACGGCGGCACGGCAUGUGUUUGGUUUCAGUGGCACUCGUGACUGUUGGGGCGGCUUGGAGGCUGUUGCUGGCUGCAUCCGCGUGGAGAAGCAGGUACGAUGAGUGGACAGGACAUGCUUAAUGUGCAGGAGCCUGGUACUGGCCUGCCGCACAGUGCCGGUUGAGCAGAGCCUUCUUCCAUUUGCUGUCGACUGCAUUGGCAGCAUAAGCAGCCUUAUGUCCUGGUGUCCACUCCGGGCGCCUGGCUGCGUACGUAUGGACAAGCAGAUGUGGGGCGUGGUCAGGAUGGUGGUGAUGUGUAGGAGUGAUUGGCCAGGCGCUGGCACUAAAACAAGCAAGAGCAGAGGGUGGCGAGCAGCGUAGUCCCGAGUAUGAUGGCUGUAGUCCCCAUUUCGCUGGCGCGGGUGGGCUGUAACAAGAGGGUCGA
Molecule: messenger RNA, 1117 nt
Organism: Chlamydomonas reinhardtii
Lineage: Eukaryota; Viridiplantae; Chlorophyta; Chlorophyceae; Chlamydomonadales; Chlamydomonadaceae
Exons: 2
Coding region: 256-630 (124 amino acids)
Cellular component (GO): nucleolus
Source: RefSeq, a predicted model, not a curated record